AUGAUGUUGGCUGAACGUACAAUGGAGGAAACCAAGUAUGAAUGUAGCAAAUGUGGGAAAGGCUUCCCUAGACAACACAGGCUCAACAAACAUAUGAAAACACAUACAAAGCCAUACAAGUGUCUAUUUAGCAUGCCGAGAGCCACUCCUGAUCGAUGCCCCGCCGAGUUUGCGGAGAAGAAAGACCUCCUUCGUCACCGAAACACCAACCAUGUAAGAGUCGACGGACCAUACAAGUGCCCUGACUGCGGGGAAGAACUAGGAAGGUCAGACUAUGUAUCGCGUCACCUCAAUGAGUCUUGCCGCAUGAGAAAAGGUGGUAAACAGGCGCCGUGUAGGUAA
Colletotrichum abscissum is the source of this 342-nucleotide messenger RNA. RefSeq lists its product as uncharacterized. The record is from RefSeq and is a predicted model, not a curated record. Gene Ontology annotation, biological process: regulation of transcription by RNA polymerase II. The transcript has 2 exons. Gene Ontology annotation, cellular component: nucleus. Bases 1 to 342 code for a protein of 113 amino acids. Lineage: Eukaryota; Fungi; Ascomycota; Sordariomycetes; Glomerellales; Glomerellaceae. Gene Ontology annotation, molecular function: DNA-binding transcription factor activity, RNA polymerase II-specific.